AUGGCUUUGAGAAACCGAUUUGGUUUAUUUAGAAACACACUCUCAAAUUUUACGUCUUUGAGGCAUAACUUUACUAAUAUCAAAAAUGGAAGUGCUUUUGAUUUAUUGCCAAAUAUAGUGACAGGAAAGGUGAUACUGUUCGAGAGAUGGGAUUUCAGAUACUUGUACCAUUUAAUGAUAACAGUUGCGUUUGUUGCUGUUUUCCUCAACUGCUACAUCCUUUCUCUGGUUGUCCGCACCAAGAAAUUACGUCAUAAACACAAUAUCUUCCCAAUAAACUUGACACUGUCCGAUGCAUUUGUCGGGUUCGUUGUAAUUCCGUUGUUUGUCAUUGGACAAUAUAUGCUUGAGGACACCUUGUUUGAUAGAUUUCUUGAGUCUUCGCGUGUUUAUCACAUCAGCAGCGUGACACUCAUGUUCAGUAGCCUUGUUAAUAUCUAUAGCGUAGCUGCGAUUGUCGUUGAGCGCUUGGUUGCAAUUUGCCUUCCAUUCAAACAUCGUCAGAGCUUCACGCGUUCGAAAGCAACGGUUACAGUUCUGGCAAUAUGGAUCCUAUCGAUACUGUUUGCCGCGUUUUCAUUUUAUGUGUACGAAAAGUUUUAUACUACAAGUCAUGUUGAUUCAGCGUUAGAUGCUAUCUUGCUUGUUUUGUCAGUAGUUAAAUCGGAGCGGAAGUACAAGGGUUACGAUGAUAGCUUUAUUUGGAUAUGCUUGGCGGGUUCUCUAACUGCUGGUUCCGGACUUGUUGCAACUCAAGUUGUGUUAUGCAGAAGACGCAGAGCGUCGAAAAUUCGUCGUUCAGCUACGCAAAAUGUCACGAGAAGAAGCGAAGAGAUCAAGGCUACAGUGAUGCUUUCGUUGAUGUUUAUGGCGAUUAUCAUCUGGCUUAUUCCGAUAAUAAGAGGAAGGAAAUUGCUAAAUAGAGAAUUGUCAAUGUAUCUAUACUUGGGUAGAUUCUGCCUGUCUAUCGUCAACCCAAUAUUAUAUACGCUCCUAAAGCAGGACAUCCGGACAGCAGCUGCAAAAGACUUUCGCGCCUUGAAAAACUUUAUACUGCGAUCUUUCUGCAGGCGCUGUAUCCAUACCUCCGUUACAUCCACGACGCGCGCAAACAACAACAACAAAAGAAGUGUUUCAAGUAAAUCUGACAUCUCAACAACAGAGAUAUAA
Rhopilema esculentum is the source of this 1170-nucleotide messenger RNA. Lineage: Eukaryota; Metazoa; Cnidaria; Scyphozoa; Rhizostomeae; Rhizostomatidae. The record is from RefSeq and is a predicted model, not a curated record.